Rhinichthys klamathensis goyatoka is the source of this 588-nucleotide messenger RNA. RefSeq names its product proline-rich transmembrane protein 1-like. NCBI's taxonomy places the organism in Eukaryota, Metazoa, Chordata, Actinopteri, Cypriniformes, Leuciscidae. The record is from RefSeq and is a predicted model, not a curated record. The coding region runs from base 32 to 529 and encodes 165 amino acids. The transcript is spliced from 2 exons. Gene Ontology annotation, cellular component: membrane.
AAAUAAGACAGUGCAAGUUUAGACAGAACAAAUGGAGCCCCAGGAAAACUGGAAUACAUCUGAGAAAUCCAAGUUGUUGCAGCCUGGGCCACCACCCUACCAGGACCAUUAUGGAAACCCUCCUCCAGGGAGCUUUCAGAGCACCUCUGGGUAUCAAGGCCAGCCGUACGGCGCUCCAGGACCAUACGGGCAAGGGCCAUAUCCAGGUCAUCCUGCUGUCACCGUGCAGCCGGCAGUUUAUUUGACCAACACCCCACUGGCCUAUCCGCAGCCAGAUUACCUGGGCUAUUCCAUCUUUACCCUGCUGUGCUGCUGCUUUCCUCUGGGCAUUGUUGCUCUAAUUUACUCUAUCAAUACUAGGAAUGCCAACAUGUCAGGACAACAACAAAUAGCAGAGAAAAACUCUCAAAUGGCGCGCACUGUUAACCAUAUUGCUCUUGGUAUUGGCCUUGCCCUCUUUGUGUUGUACAUCGUCUACAUCAUCGUGGUGGUUGUCAACGCCGGUAAACACCAAACAACACCUCCUUAACUGUCAGGCAUAUCAGCUGGACACCAGGAAUGAGGGCUUUCCAAAAAUAACAUCAUAUA